CCUACAUGCGUCACUUUUCGGAAUUUACAUUUCCGAUCAUUUCGAUUCCCAACGUGAAAGAAAAAAAAUAGAUGAUGUCUCUUUUGUUUACAAUUUCACAACAUGGACAUUUCCAGGAUUACUAGUAAUUUCAUCAUUUUUUCUUGAAUUAAAAAGAAUAAUUAGCAUACACAGCGUGACAUAGCAAAACUUUCUAGCCAUAAUGAUCGUGUAAAAUCAAAGAAAUAGAACACAACAGGUUAAACCACUUCGUUUGAAAGGUCAUCAUAAAUCAGAUAAAACAAAAUGGAUGGUGACCUGGUUGAACAGGAUAACCCUGAUUAUGGUGGAACGCUCGAUCCUGUUCUAGAAGCAUUCAAGUGCAAAUGGGAAAAAGAGCAGCUGGAGAUAAAGAAACAAAUCAGUUUAGAAGAUGACAUGAUAGUUAAAAAGAUGCUGUCCCAAUCAUCAGAGGAGACAUUUUAUAUUGGGGGCAUGGACAUUUCCUUUGUAAAGGGAGAUGAUGUUAAUGCCUGUGCUGCACUGGUUGUCUGCUCUUUUCCUGAUUUAGAGGUUGUGUAUGAAGAUUAUCAGAUGGUGAAACUUACACAACCAUACAUUGCUGGGUUCCUGGCUUUUAGAGAAGUGGAAUUCAUGGUUCAGUUAUAUGAGAAUGUAAAGAAAAACGAACCUAAAUAUACACCACAGGUGAUCAUGGUCGAUGGAAAUGGAAUAUUACAUCACAGAGGUGUAGGAGCGGGCUGUCAGUUAGGAGUGUUAUUGGAUGUACCUUGUCUGGGGGUGGCCAAAAAUCUCCUGCAGGUUGAUGGCAUUGAGAAAAAUGAAAAACAUGCUGAAUUGAUUGCAAAUUUGAAGAAAAGCGGAGACAGUUUUCCUCUGGUCGGGGUAUCAGGAAAAUACUAUGGAAAGGGACUGAAGGGCUGUGAAGGAGCCACUAAACCUGUUUAUGUUUCACCUGGACACAAAAUCAGCAUUGAAUCAGCAGCAUUACUGGUACACCAGUGUUGUAAAUUCAGGGUCCCAGAGCCAAUCAGAAAGGCUGACAUAAAUUCCAGAGAGUAUCUACGUGUCAACUUUAAAGGUGAUUCAUAGUACCAUGGCAACACGGAAUACAUGUAUAUCAUGUCCGUAUCUUUGAAUAGAGAAUACAUGUAUAUCAUGUCCGUGUCUUUGUUUAUAGUUAGCACACUUGUAUGGACAGAAUUACAAUAUGUUGCAACAAAGUUGGAGGGGAUGAAGCUAUUAAUGCACUCAUGUGAGAUACUGUAAAUCACUUUUUAUUCGUGAGAGCUCUAUUUUCACAUAAUUACGCGAGACGGUAUGCUCGCGAAAAUUUCAUACUCGCGUAUAAAAUCAUUCCUAAAGAUUAUAUAGAGAAAUGACCCUAAUUCGUGAAAAUUUUGUCUCGCUAAUAAAGAGUUGAUGACUAUUUCGCGAAAAUAAGGUGUCGCGAAAAUUAAGUGACCUACAGUAGGGUAUAUGUAUGAGUGUGAAUAAAUAAGUGUGUCCUUAUAAUGGAAAUGUAGGCAAGUAUUAAAUAAAUUAUUGACAUUUGUGGAUGGAUGUGCUGUUUUCUUAGGGAAUCACCACUUUGCAUUGUCCUUGUUUAUGUCUGUUGCCAAGAGAUUCAGACUUUGACUGCAAUAUUGUUUUUAUUCAGUACAUUGAAAAGUUGUUGGAAUAUUAUAUACCAUGCACUAUGUUAAUUGUUGAAUGUUCAAAUGUGAUGUAUUUAAUCAGCCUUUUGACUUUAAUCUAAAAUACUAAGUAUCAGUAGACAUUGUGCAAACAAAUGUCCUUGUUUUUUUUUUUUUAUUUAUGCUGAAAAAUUGAUGCUAAUAAUCAUAUAAGGGUUUAAGUCAAGCAACUCACAAGAGCCAUAUAGGGCUUGUGUACUUAAGUACAUAUUGACAUUAACUUAUUUACAAUCUAAUUAAAAUUAGAUCUUUGAUCCACUCCAACUAGAUCGCUACUUUUGUGGUGGAUCAAAGAUCUAAUUUUAAUUAGAUCGCUUAAUUUGUGUAUUUUUAAAACAUCUUAAUGAGAUUUUACACUCAUUAAAUAUCAUGUACUUUAGAUUUUUAGUACAUAUUUAUGUAUAUGGAUUUAUUUUUAUUUAUAUAUGUUUGGGCAUAUUACAUAUUGUAUUAUUUUAAUCAAUGUUUACAAGAUUUACAAUACAUGUCUGUGAUAAAAAAAAUACAUCCAGCAAGUCUGCAUACAUAUCAAUAAACAUC
This is a messenger RNA of Saccostrea cuccullata (small rock oyster), 2237 nucleotides long. Its product is annotated as endonuclease V-like. The record is from RefSeq and is a predicted model, not a curated record. Gene Ontology annotation, biological process: DNA repair. Gene Ontology annotation, cellular component: nucleolus; cytoplasm. Gene Ontology annotation, molecular function: RNA endonuclease activity producing 5'-phosphomonoesters, hydrolytic mechanism; single-stranded RNA binding. Lineage: Eukaryota; Metazoa; Mollusca; Bivalvia; Ostreida; Ostreidae. The transcript has 9 exons. The coding region runs from base 286 to 1092 and encodes 268 amino acids.